CAUCAGCAGGUUGGCUUUGAGGAUGUUCAAGGCAGUCUGGGCAAAGUUCUGGAAGCCUCCAAGCCUCUGAUUGGACAGACGGAGCCACUCGUCGCUGCCAUCAUCCAAUCAGAGGCCAGGUUGUUGUCACGUGACCUGGUGCUGCUGGGCCAGGCGUUGUCAGGGAAACGUGCACGGCUUCAGGUGAGAGGGGAAAGCCAUGUAGAAAAUGUAAAUAAAUAAAAUACAAUGAACAGAUUUGAUCGUAAAUAUUGUGGAAAAACGUUAACACCAACAUUGAUGGAUUUAUACAACAAAAUGAAUGCAUGGACAUUUUAUGAAAGUAUGCUCCAAAAAUAUAUUGUAUGCUAAACAAAAUUGGGAAAUUAAAUUAUUUUAUACUUAUACAAUUGCUCAGAGAAAAAUAUUUAGUUUAAACAAGUAAUAAUAAUAAUUUUUAAAAAGAUAGGCGUCAAAAUGAUUGGCACCCCUGUUUUAAUACUUUGUGCACCCUCCCCUUGUGAGGAUAACAGCACUUAGCAUUUUUCUAUAAUGCUUUAUGAGAUUGGAGAACAUAUUGGGAGGGAUCUUUUACCAUUCCUCCAAAUAGAAUCAUUGCAGAUCCUUGAUAUCCUUCAGUCUGUGCUUAUUGGCUGCUCUCUUCAAUACAAACCAAAGGCUUCCAAUGGGGUUCAAGUACGGAGACUGCAAAAUGUUGAUUUUGUGGUCAAUUAACAAUUUCUUUGUAGAUUUUAAUGUGUGCUUGGGGUCAUUGUCUUGUUGGAAGAUUAACUUGCACCACAUUUCAGACUCCUGGCAGAGGCAACCAGGCUUUUGGCUAAAAUGUCCUGGUACUUGGUAGAGUUCAUGAUGUUGUUGACCUUAACAAGGGCCCCAGGACCAGUGGAAGCAAAACAGACCCAUAACAUCAAAGAUCCACCACCAUAUUUUACAGUAGAAAUUAUGUUAUUUUCUGCAUUUGCAUCCUUCUUUCGAGGCCAAACCCACCACUGGUGUACAUGGCAAAGAGCUCUAUUUUCGUCUCAUCUGACCAUAGCAGCCGAUUCCAAUUCAAGUACCAAUGCCGUUUAGCAAACUCCAGGCAUUUAUAUUUUAUAUGGCAGCCCUUCCAAAUAGCCUGUUGGCAUGAAGGUGGCUUCUAAUAGUAGAUUUGGAGGCUUGGUGACCUCAAGAUGCUGUAAUUCUCCAACUAUGGCCCUUGGACUUCUUUGCCUCCCGAAAUAUCUUCCUCGCUGUGUGUGGGGACAAGAUAUACAGUGUGCAUUUCGAAAAAUAUUCACACCCCUUGACUUUUUUGACAUUUUGUUCUGUUACAGCCUUAUUCUAAAAUUGAUUAAAUAGUUUUCCCCCCCCCUCAUCAAUCUACACACAAUAACCCAUAAUGACAAAGCAAAAAUAGGUUUUUAGAUUUUUUGCAAAUUUAUUAAAAAUAACAACUGAAAUAUCACAUUUACCUAAGUAUUCAGACCCUUUACGCAGUACUUUGUUGAAGCACUUUUGGCAGCGAUUACAGCCUCAAGUCUUUUUGGGUAUGAUGCUACAAGCUCGGCACACCUGUAUUUGUGGAGUUUCUCCCAUUCUUCUCUGCAGAUCCUCUCGAGCUCUGUCAGGUUGGAUGGGGAGCGUCGCUGCACAGCUAUUUUCAGGUCUCUCCAGAGAUGUUCGAUCGGGUUCAAGUCCGUGGCUGGGCCACUCAAGUCUGGCUGGGCCACUCAAGGACAUUCAGAGACUUGUCCCGAAGCCUUGGCUGUGUGCUUAGGGUCGUUGUCCUGUUGGACGGUGAACCUUCGCCCCAGUCUGAGGUCCUGAGCGCUCUGGUGCAGGUUUUCAUCAAGGAUCUCUCUGUACUUUGCUCCGUUCAUAUUUUCCUCGAUCCUGACUAGUCUCCCAGUCCCUGCCACUGAAAAACAUCCCCACAGCAUAAUGCUGCCACCACCAUGCUUCACUGUAGGGAUGGUGCCAGGUUUCCUCCAGAUGUGACGCUUGGCAUUCAGGCCAAAGAGUUCAAUCUUGGUUUCAUCAGAACGGAGAAUCUUGUUUCUCAUGGUCUGAGAGUCCUUUAGGUGCCUUUUGGCAAACUCCAAGCGGGCUGUUAUGUGCCUUUUACUGAGGAGUGGCUUCCGUCUGGCCACUGUACCAUAAAGGCCUGAUUGGUGGAGUGCUGCAGAGAUGGUUGUUCUUCUGGAAGGUUGUCCCAUCUCCACAGAGGAACUCUGGAGCUCUGUCAGAGUGACCAUCAUGUUCUUGGUCACCUCCCUGACCAAGGCCCUUCACCCCCGAUUGCUCAGUUUGGCCGGGCGGCCAGCUCUAGGAAGAGUCUUGGUGGUCCGCUGUGUUUUUGGGGACCUUCAAUGCUGCAGAAAUGUUUUGGUACCCUUCCCCAUAUCUGUGCCUCAACACAAUCCUGUCCCGGAACUCUACGGACAAUUCCUUCGACCUCAUGGCUUGGUUUUUGCUCUGACAUGCACGGUCAACUGUUUGACCUUAUAUAGACAGGUGUGUGCCUUUCCAAAUCAUGUCCAAUGAAUUGAAUUUACCACAGGUGGACUCCAAUCAAGUUGCAGAAACAUCUCAAGGAUGAUCAAUGGAAACAGGAUGCACCUGAGCUCAAUUUCGAGUCUCAUAGCAAGGGUCUGAAUACUUAUGUAAAUAAGGUAUUUCUGUUUUUUAUUUGUAAUAUAUGUGCAAAAAUUUCUAAAAGCCUGUUUUCGCUUUGUCAUAAUGGGGUAUUGUGUGUAGAUUAAAAACAUUUAAAUAAAAAAAUCAAUUUUAGAAUUGAUUUGAUUUAUUUUACCUUUAUUUAACUAGACAAGUCAGUUAAGAACAAAUUCUUAUUUACAAUGACGGCCUACACCGGCCAAACCCGGCCGACGCUGGGCCAAUUGUUCGCCGCCCUAUGGGACUCCCAAUCACGGUCGGUUGUGAUACAGCCUGGAAUCGAACCAGGUAGUCUGUAGUGACGCCUCAAGCACUGAGAUGCAGUGCCUUAGACCGCUGUGCCACUCGGGAGAAUAAGGCUGUAACGUGACAAAAUGUGGAAAAUGUCAGGGGUCUGAAUACUUUCCGAAAGCACUGUACAUGCAUCCUCUACUAGGCAUGUUUACCAGUGGUUUUAAACGUCUUAAUUGUUGCUCUAAUUGUGGUAAGUGGUAUAUUUUGUUUUUCAGUUGUUUUUUUGUACCCAUUGCCUGAUUUAUGAAAGUCAACAAUCAUUUGUCUCUUUUCAUUUGUGAGUUCUUUGCCUUUCCCCAUGGUGAUGGAUGACGAAGGGAUUUUACAUGCGUGUUACCAAAUUUGUAUACCCCAGUGAAACAGGAAGCCAUGGAAGCCACAAUACAGUUCCUUAAAAUGAGAUUAACUUAAAAAAGUAGAAUGUUAAUGCAGAGUUUAUUUAUAAUAAUCUCUAGGUUAGGGUUAGCCCAAAAAAUUUAUUGCAUACAAUAUAGCUCAGUAUUUGUAUUGUUUCUUUUAUAGUGUUUUUUGCUCAUCAAGGGUGAGCAAUAAUUUUGGACUUCACUGUAUGUGUUUGUGUGUUUGCUUACAGGAGGAUUUGGAUCAACGCCACACAAUCAACAGUAGUAUGGAUUCACUGGAGCUGCAGAUCGAGGCUUUGCAUCACAUGCUCACUUCUGAUGUCUGCAGCAUGGACAGUGUGAAGGUAAGUCAGACAACACACACACACGGACACACACACACUCGUAUUUAGUUGACCUAUGUCCCUUCAUUGCUCCUUCAGACUGCUCUGAUGGAGCUGAGCCACCUGCGUCCUGCCCUGGAUGACCUCACUGAGGCAAGCCUCUCUGUGACCCUGGAUGGCCUGGAAGCAGAUAGACUGAAGUCCCUGACCAGGAAGUGUGGGCAGGCCCUAUCCUGCACCUCCCACAUGAAC
Molecule: messenger RNA, 3889 nt
Organism: Coregonus sp. 'balchen'
Lineage: Eukaryota; Metazoa; Chordata; Actinopteri; Salmoniformes; Salmonidae
Source: the annotation of a GenBank genome assembly